AUGGACGGGGAGACGGUUGGUAACUGGAUCCUUGAGGUAGGGACCCGCUUAUUCGAAGAGGGAUCCCUUCCGGGCCUACCAUCUUGGGAACAAGAGGAGUCUCCUGAGUGGCGUGUCUCGCUGAAAGCGUGGGAAGAUGCCCUGGAUGUGGCCAUGGGCCCACGCUUUGCCGAGUUGGUGGAAAGGUCUUUCAAGCAGGCAGAGGCCGGCUUCUACCAGCUGGGCAGGUUGGCUCCGCGCCUGGCAGGGCUUCGAUGGCUCAGCUGCAUGGCUUGGAUCCAGUGCAGAACUAGGGCCGUGAUGGAGGCCUCCUCUGGCGGUGGCAACUGCAGCAUACCCACAGUGGCAGCCUCCACCGCAGCAUGUGAUGAGGCAAAGCGCUUCAUCUUCAAAGCUUUAGACACUGUCGUGUCGGAGCCGAAGGUUCGAGUCCUUUUUGACUUCGAUCUGGUUGGAGAGGGUGUGUGGCACGGUGGUGGCAAGGAGGCCCUGCCGGAAGAGAGCACGGAUGAAUGGCACCGGCGAGCUUGUGAGUUUGACCUUUGCCGGAUCGCCCACCAGGUCGAGAAGGCUCCCCCGGCAGAUGUGAACGCUUCCAUUCCACGCUUGCUCCUGAUGCAGCCUUAUGGUACUCCUCACAAGCGUCUCCGACUUCCGGAGGUUCCCCGCAUGAUCUUGCAGCGGCACGAGUGGUACACACAGAUUGAGAAGAUGACGCUGCUGAAUCUUCACUCCAAGUCACCUAUUGUCGGGCCCAUUCUCCACAUCGAGGUUCCUCCUCCGCCGGAUUUUGACCUCGAUGACCCAGAGAUCCGGAGCAAAGUCGAGCGCGGCGAGGACCUUGGCAAGGCGCACCAGGAGGAUGGAUUGCCUGGGGCUCUUCAUGGCAGCAUGGGGCUGCUCUAUGCAGCUAUGGCAUUCGAGGAGGACAUAGUAAAUGUUCGCUUCCAUCCCGGUGGUAUUUUGCUGGAGGGCAUGAUGGAGAUGUUCCUCCACUAUGGCCCGAAGCUUCGCGCGAUCAGUUUGGAGGGGAACGCCGGCUUUGUGACAGAGGACUCGCUGUCGCUCUUGACUUUGGCUGGCGACACGGUGAAGACCUUGGACCUGGAGGACUGCGAUCUCAACUCGGGGCACUUGGAGGCUGUCCUCCACACCGUGAAGAACUUGAGAGCCUUGCAGAUCCUGGACCUCGCAGGCAACAAGUUUGACGGCCCCACAGCUCUCAACAUGGUGGGAGCCCUUUGUGAAAGCAGGAUCGACCUUGACAUUUUACGAUUGGAUGGAAAUCCCUUGGGCACACCGGAGGUUUUCAAGAACGAGGUUGCCACGCUGUUGGCCAACCGGGGUGAGUCUGUCAUAGCUGGUGGCGACCUUGUGCUGCACCUGGGUCCGAACCUUGGUUACCUUAAGGCAGCUAAGAGCGGAAUGGCCACAUCAUGCGACAGAGGCGACGAUGCGGUGCGUUGGUGCCCUGCUCCCCGAGAGGGAUCUCUGGCGCGAAGACUGCGUGAGGACUGUGGAAGUGCAUUGUUGCACCGAGUCGCAGCCUCUCGCUUCUAUUGGCCUGCGAGGAGGGUGGAGACGCCCAGUCUGCAGACAGAAGCCCAAGCCCAAGUCCAGAUCUGCGAGUCUCAGGAGAUGGAUCGCUUGGUUGCGCAAACAGAGGCGCUGGAGGGCCAGGGCACAGAAAGCUCAGUCGGUGAGUCCUGGAAGGCGCAGAUCUUGAAAUUCCAGCAGAACGAUCCAGCUGCAAAGUCUUCCGGUGGCCGCGACUGGCUGCGCCGACGGCGGCAGCAGAAUGCCAAGGUGACCGAGCCCGUCAAAGUGAUGCCCAUUGCCGGAGUACAGUCCAUGGAAGAGGAGGAUCUCGAGGGCCCGCCGGGAGCGGAGCAGCUGAAGGCACGCAGUCUCGGGCUGGGAGAUGAGACUCCCUCUUUGAAGCGUACACGCUGCAGCCCUGUUAUGGACCAGAUCAUUUCACCCUCAAUGUCCGUUGAGAAGGUGGUUGGAGUCGCCCUUGCCAAUGCCGCAGCUAACCAGCAAGGGCAGCUCCGCAGUACAGCAUCGAUGGUGCCGGCUCCAGCUGCUGCUCCCACACCGUCGAGGGCAUCGUGCAGCGACGUGGUCGGCGGGGUGUCUGUGUGCAAGACCAGCUUGUCAAAAAGAGAGCUCGGGCCUGGACGUCCAGCUCUGCCAAGCUCGAAACUUCGUGACAGCCCUGACAGCACUGUGGCCCAAGGCCACAGCCAGUCUAAGCUCGCAUCGAAAAAGCGCAGCAUUACUGAAGAUGCCCCGCAAGGGAAAGUAGCUGCGACCGCCCUGGGUGUGCGAAGUGUAAGUCCAAGUCCGUUCAGGGUACGGCCUGCAGGCUACGAUUGCAAAAGGCGUGCUGUUGCAUCAGCAGUCUGGGCUGCCAAGCUUGGAGCGGAGAAUGCGAUCCGCCUUGUCAGUGCCAGAUUGCCACAGAGCGCGGCAGUAAAUCAGCAAAGCAGCUGA
This is a messenger RNA of Symbiodinium sp. CCMP2592, 2496 nucleotides long. NCBI's taxonomy places the organism in Eukaryota, Dinophyceae, Suessiales, Symbiodiniaceae. The record is from the annotation of a GenBank genome assembly.